Messenger RNA from Orbilia oligospora ATCC 24927, 1140 nucleotides. RefSeq lists its product as uncharacterized. The coding region runs from base 1 to 1140 and encodes 379 amino acids. The record is from RefSeq and is a predicted model, not a curated record. The transcript has a single exon. NCBI's taxonomy places the organism in Eukaryota, Fungi, Ascomycota, Orbiliomycetes, Orbiliales, Orbiliaceae.
AUGUCAAACAACCAUAACCUCCCCCCGAUCCGUGGUAAUCCAAUCCCUCAAGCCCCUCUGAACCACGACCCAUCCCACGGCCGUCCAGGUCCCAUAAUCCAACUCCCCAUCCCCAAAAACCGUGACGGCAAACCAGAUUACAACAAAGCCCCGGGUCUGGAUCUAUCCCGCAUCGUCCCCGUCGGUUCUUUAAACACAAACCCUCCACCAACUGAAGGUCUAGAAGGGACACCUUCGUUCUCCGGUACGAACGAGAAGAAGAAUAAAAGUAUUGCUUCUCAGAAGAGGGCACAGAAUAACAACAAUAACAACCAAAACCAGGACGGUAAAGACGAGGAGGAAGAAGAAGACGACGAAGACGACGAUAAAUCAGAUUUCUCAAUAAUAGAACAUCCAAUAAUGACCCCAACCUCCGAAUCAGACGCCCAAGCCGCCACAGAGCUCUUAUCCGAAAAGGUUCCCCCAGAAUUAAUCUCCGAAAUCCUCGAUCGAGCAGAAUACUUCCCUCACGAAAUCAUCGGUUCUGAAACAGAACACCUCUCCGUCUUCGAUGGCGACAAAAUAUACCUAACAGCCCACAUUCCCGAUUUCAAAGCUGUAGAAAAGGAUACAGCCGGUAAAGGUGGUAAGGAAGGUGCUGGUGGUAGAAGAGGGAGGGUUAGGAAGUUGGUGUUUAGGUUUAAAAGUUACGAUCAAGGGUGGAGUAGUUAUGGAAGCUUUUAUGGAAGUUUUAAGGGUUGUUGGAGUUGGUUGGAUGUGGAGGUUUGGAGGAAAAGAGAGGUGAAUGAGGAAAAGCAGGAAGGCGAUGAUGAAAAGGGGAUGUAUAUGGUUUGUGAAAGUUUAUUGCAGAGGAAUAAACAUGCUGAGAGUGAUGAGACGGAUUAUGAGAUCGUUUGGAGGUGGGAUGAAGAUAAACUUGGUGAGGAUCAUGCGGAUAAGUGGGAAGAUGGGGUGGUUGAUGAGAACGGGGAGAUUAAAGAUGCUGCCGCUUGGGAGAAAGGCGGUAGACAUGAAAGGAAUGGGGAGUUUGUGAGGGAGUUGAAGGGUGGGGAUGAGAUCAGAGUGAUUAUCAAGGCGCGUUUCCCCGGUUGGAGGUGUGAGGUUGAGAGGUGUGAGGUUGAGUGCUGGUGGGCUGUUUAG